UAAGGAUGGACUCAUUAUCCUACUAACCAGGACAGUGGAGAGGAAGCUUGUUGCUCUCCAUGGUGCCUUCAUAAGAGGUCACAGUCACUUUACAUAUAGCUGUGAGACCAGUUUGGCUUUCCCAGAGGAUAAAAACCGACAUUGUUAUCAACUUCCCUUUUCAGAUCCUCACUGCACAUACGAGAUCAUAAAGUGAUAAAAACUGUUGCAAAUAGUGUGGCAACUGUUAGAGUUGCCAACAGUCACCCUCAUUUUGUAUGUUUGUUGAUGAUGAUGUCCCUACUGGCUCUCAACUACAGGAAACUGCACAGUUUCCCCUGAUAAGUUUUUUUAUGCAGCCACUACUUCCUUAAACUUCCCCCCUUCCCACAUCUGGCCCUCCCUUUGUCCUUGUGCUCUUGCCCCUCCUUUAGUCAAGUAUCAACAAGCAACCUUUAGAAGUACACGCCCCUGCAAAGCCACACUUGUGUACAAGCUUACUGUACUAGUUAAGAUCAGCAGCUCAAAUGGAUCCACUUUGUGGGGCAGAUUUUUCUACAUACCUGCCCUCGUAGAGGAUUUGAAGAGCCACCAUGGGAAUGAGAAUGAGAGCUGUACUGCAGUCACAAAAGGAAAGAAGUUUGGGAUGGCUGUGAACACUGCUGCUGCAUUGGUAGUGAGAUUAAUAAGGAGUGGCUUAAUGCCUGUUUCUCAACAUUUGGAUUGUCAGAGAGCUUGUGCACACCUUCAUAUCUCCAAAAGCUGUCAUUCCUGUCUUAAUCUCUUGUAACUGCCAGCAACAAUGGACCUGACUUUGUGGCAGUACCAGUUCAGGAUCAUCAUGCUGGGCGAUUCAGCUGUGGGAAAGUCCUCCCUACUGAAACGCUACACAGAGGACUUGUUUAUGGAGUCCAUCAACGAGACAGUAGGUGUUGACUUCUACGUUCACUUCCUGGAGGUGGAACCGGGGAUCCGUGUAAAGCUGCAGUUCUGGGACACAGCAGGACAGGAAAGGUUCAGAUCAGUGACCCGCUCCUAUUACCGCAACUCAGUUGGAGGCAUGCUAGUGUUUGACAUCACCCAUCGAGCCUCCUUUGACCAUAUUAAAGACUGGCAUGCUGAGGUGUGCGAGCGAGUACAGCCACAUAAGGUUCUGUUCGUCCUGGUGGGUCAAAAGAAUGAUCGAGAUGCUCACAGGGAAAGGGCGGUGAGCCGAGAAGAGGCAGAGAAACUGGCCCAGCAGCUAGGAACGCCCUACGUGGAGGCAUCUGCAAAGUCUGGGCAACAUGUAAAGGAGUGCUUCGAGCUCCUCACUCGACGAAUCUACCAGGGACUAUUGAGUGGAGAGAUAGAGCUGCAAGAGGGCUGGGAUGGAGUCAAGUGCACUGUCCCACAGGCGCUACAGUUACAGCGAGCCAACAUGCCUCAGCCAAGAACAGCAACUAAGGACAAGAAAAAGUGUUGCGGUUAAACUGUGGACAUGUGGUGCCUAUCUAUGUGAACUCACGUGACUGUAAAAGCAAUAAAUAACUGUGAGCAGGUUGGAUCGGUGGUGGCAUUACUCUAAGGCACAAAAUCAUAAAACACCCUGGUAUGAAAAGUAUUUUUGCACAUUUUUUGUGAAGAUGAAUCUUUUAGAACUAUAAGAUGCUAGUAUUUUAUUUUGUGUUGGCUCUGUGAAAUAAAAUGGGGAAAUAGGUCAGUUUAGUGUUUCAUUUUUUUCUGUAACAGAUAUUUUUACACUUUUUGCUUUUUUGCCAUCAGCAGGUCAUGCGCUCGACUCCUGUUGUAUUGAUUAUCAUUUAAUGAGACCAAACUUUUCACUGUAAAGCCCAAUAACCUUUCAGAUCUUGAUAUAGCUUCACCAUUAGGUUAAAAUUUAAGUUUGCUCAAUGUCACUUGUAACACUGAGCUCAAAAUAUGCCUUACAAAGUACUCAAAGCUGCUAGUGAAGCUGUGGACUUUUAAUAGAAAAAUCUAUAUUCUGUAUUUAUAAGAGAAAUAUGGUAAUUCUCUCUUUAGUGAGAUGCCAGCUCCACAGCAUAUUACGCUAAUGGACUUAUGAGGUCAUGGCUAACCUCAGUUCAGCUGGGGCAGAGGCUGUAAUAUGACAAGUUGUUUGUUCUUUUCUCUAAUUUGUCUAAUGGGUGCUAAAGAUGUAAUUGUGUCAGAGUCACAAUUAUUCAAAAGUGAGAGAAGAAAUGAACAAAUCUAAAUUAUUGAUUUCUCUACCUCGAAACCCGUACACUGGUAAAGUGGUUCCACCGGCUUGAAGGUUGAGGAGGCGAGAUAGUCUGCACAGCUCAUGCCCACACAAAGACAUUACAAAAAGUGGUUUGCAAGCAGGUUUAUGACUUUGAAGGGUCAAAAGUGAUAGGAUUGGAGCCACUGCUCCACAAGGGUAUUCUGUAUUUUCUUUUCAAUUUCUAUAUUGUUUGUUCUGCCAGUAACUGGCAGUACUUGGUCCCUUGGUUCAGAUUACAAAUAUUGUCUUGAGCCUUCAUUUGUCUCUUCAGUUUUUCUUAUGAGCCUGAACAGUUGUCUUGUAACAUGACUAGUAAACAUCCUGCGAGGAACUGGUUGUCUGUAGGUGUUUCUGUGGAAAUUCAUUAAACUCUCAGGUGCAUACAUUAAAUUGGGGUUUUCCCCCAGUGUCUCUACAACUAAAACAAGGUCAUUAAAUGAUGGCUGGUAGCCAUCUGCUGUUUCUGAUAUCUUUCUUUAUCCUUGGUUGGCUGCAAGUAUGCAGGAAGUCCAUUUAAUCACAUCUGAGCCUUUGUGGUGUAUUAAUGUAAUACAUAGUGUGGCAAUUUCACAUCUACUAGGUAGCUGACUAAUAAAUGUGAAACAGCAUCUCAGAUAAUUAACAUAUCCAUGUAAUUUGACCAACUUAAGUCUGGCAAUACAUACACCAUACUCCAACCUUCCGAUUGGUAAUUUCAGUCAUUAAUUUCUUACAAUGACAAUUUCUUUCAUCUGAAGUUUUUCUUAUUUGGAUGCAAUUUUCCAAAGUAAACAAAAGAAAAAUUAAAAACCAAAACAAUAUGCUAAAAAAUGUGUUAAGGUUGGUGUAGUAGUUUACACCUGAAUUAACUACAAAAACCUAUAAAUAAGUAUAAUGAUAAUAAUUGCACAAAUUGAUUCAAUAAAAACAGAGGAGUCCCAAUCAGUCAUUUACUUUACUUGCAAUAUAUCUAAUCUAAUGAUAAAUCUCUAAUGAGAAAGGUAAAACCGAGUAUUUUAGGAAGGCACGUGAGUCAGGUAACACUGACAUCCAAGUAAUGAACGAUACCAAGAAAGUAUUUUUAUUGACAAAGAUGCAAUGGAGUUCUGCCAGGUUUAGCUUAAUGGCAACAAUACAGAAUCAAACAUACAAAGACCACUAUUGUGCAAUGACUCUGGCAAAACACAUAAAACUUACAGAGCUAUGACAAUGAAACAUUAAUGUCAAGAAAAAUACAUCCACCAAUACCACCUCUCUAUUUUAGUCAAAAGAAAAAUAAACAAACAAACAAAAAAACAUCCCAGUUGACAGUAAAAUAAAAGAGAAUGGGAAAAAAAAAAAAAAA
Haplochromis burtoni (Burton's mouthbrooder) is the source of this 3548-nucleotide messenger RNA. RefSeq names its product ras-related protein Rab-39B (gene rab42b). NCBI's taxonomy places the organism in Eukaryota, Metazoa, Chordata, Actinopteri, Cichliformes, Cichlidae. The transcript has 3 exons. The record is from RefSeq and is a predicted model, not a curated record. Bases 782 to 1450 code for a protein of 222 amino acids. Gene Ontology annotation, molecular function: GTP binding; GTPase activity.